Molecule: messenger RNA, 451 nt
Organism: Acaulospora morrowiae
Lineage: Eukaryota; Fungi; Glomeromycota; Glomeromycetes; Diversisporales; Acaulosporaceae
Source: the annotation of a GenBank genome assembly
AUGAGAUUCUUCAAUGUCUUGUUGAUAGUUCUUGGUGCACUAGUUUUAUGGGUCGAUGCUCAAGCAACAUUAAAUACUGCUCUUCCUGGAACUCAGUCUCCUCCUGCGCUAUCAACGAAUCCGAGCCCGAAUCCACCCACCUUACCAAAUUCGCAAGCUGAAACAAUUAUCACUUCACCUAAUGCUAUUCCCUCAUCCGUCGCGCCUUCAUCCGUCGCACCUUCAUCCGUCGCACCUUCAUCCAUCGCACCUUCACCCGUCACACCUUCACCCGGAACUUCACCCAUCGCAACACAGGCGCCUGCUGAUACUCCAUCAACCGUUGCACCAGGAGCUAGCUCCAUACAAGAAUCAACUUCGAUAGCAGAUUCUCCGACUCCUACAACAGAUCAAACACUUCCCACAGGCUCUUCAUCUCUUUCUGCUUCGGUUGCUCAGUCCUCCGAUGAUG